This is a messenger RNA of Amaranthus tricolor (Joseph's coat), 1830 nucleotides long. RefSeq lists its product as uncharacterized. NCBI's taxonomy places the organism in Eukaryota, Viridiplantae, Streptophyta, Magnoliopsida, Caryophyllales, Amaranthaceae. The record is from RefSeq and is a predicted model, not a curated record. Bases 264 to 1427 code for a protein of 387 amino acids. The transcript is spliced from 12 exons.
AAAAAAACAGAUAGAAAAUAAAAAUAUUGAAAAAAAAAAACUCUCAGGGACAGGGAAGUUACUGCAAGCAACGUAAUUCCAUAAACACAGACAUUUGGAAUCUCUCUCACUUCCUCAAUCUCAAUUCCUCGGCGAAUUCAACACUUUCUGGAUUUUUUCGUCGUUUUCGUCUGCCUCUUCUGAUAAAACGUCGACAAUUUCAAUGCUCAAUUGACAUUAGAUUUCGAUCGGACAUCAGUUUCGCCUUAACAGAUCACGCAGCUAUGUUCGCCCAUGGAGGUGAAACUCCUUCGAGGUAUGAAUUGUUGAGUAUGGUGAAGAAACAUUCUAAUAUGUUGGGGAAGACAAUAGUCGAUGAGCAAGAUGCCUCAGAUGUUGAAAUGGAUCAAGCUUUCUGGCACGAUAUUCUGAACCUUUAUUUUGUUCAAGGCAAGGAAUCAAGAGGACGCCAAGAUGAUGAUCUCAUAUUUUUUGUUAGAAAAAUGAACUGGCAUCCUCACAGUACUAAUGACGACUCAGAUGAUAAUUCUCCUUACUUUGUACGCAGGUGGGCAUCUAAGUUGCAUACUAUGCUUGGUGACCAUUUGAUGGAGGUCGAUUGGAGGCGAUCAUUUUAUUUGAACCUUAUAGCUCACACUUCUUUCACUGUAACUGUUGCUAUUUGCAGCAAUCAGGUCCUUCAACAUCAUCGAGUGGGGCAAGAUACACCAUUGAAUCCUAUAUACAAGGUUGUGAAGACUGUUUAUGCAUCACCUAGCCGGGUUAAUUUCCAUCUGGAUUCUAAAAAGGACGCAGAAACAGUUCCAGCAUAUCCUGAUAUUUGCUUUGCCAUUGAUGACUUUGAUUCUACAUUUGACACAGUGGUUUUGUCAGAUGCAGAUCAUUGCUACUGUGUUGUCCUAAAUGCUCAUGCUGGGGCUGCAUUUCCUAGUGAGAAGCCUGAUAAUGAAGUCUCUGACAAUUUGGAGAAAACAGGAGACUACAUAAAGAAAACUAAAACCAAGGUUACCAUAUUUUCUGGAUUUGUGAACUAUCAAAUGGUUCGUGAAGCAUAUGAUGUUGGGAGAAUUCGUUUAGGAAGUCUGCUUUCUUUCAAUCAUUCUUCAGGUAAAACAGACAGAAUUUACAUGAAAGGUCCAGGUGGACGUGGAGAAGUUGAAGUAGCUGUUUCUGGUGUUGAAGACCUGAGCCAACAUUCUUCAGGACCUUCUUCACCUGUUAUUUCAAAAAGUGGUUUUGGUCUUGCUACAAUUGUUCGGAAAGCAGCAUCUGUUGCUUCUGCUGCUAAACAAGCUUAUGAAGCAGCUUCAAAGAAUGGCGAUGAUGAGAUGUUGCCUCUCAAAUGUUGCUUAAUGUCUGUAUCAUUGCCUUGGGAGCACAUAGCACAUGAUCUCUUGUUUAAGGGGGGUCCUCCGGUUAAUAUGUAAUCUAAUACCUGGACGAGCGGAAUUCACAAUGCAGAGCUAUCAAUCCAAUUCGCCCACAGUUUCAGAUGUCGGAAGUUCUGGUAAUAUCUUUUGGUUUAAAAAUCCCUGGUUCUCGAGUUUGUUAUGAUGUCUCAAGUGACUUGAGUUGCGUAGCUCCGGCGCUUCCUUGUACAUCUCUUGUAAAUGAGUAGAUUUCAUUCGUUUCAAUUUACCUUGUCUGUCUUUUCAGAAAAUAAGUGAAUGUAGCUAAAUAGAGUUCGGAAUAUUUACUGCUGUUUUUUCAAUGUUUUCUCGCUAAAUGUAGCAUAGCUUUUGCCACAAUUGACCGUGCUAAAAGCCUAAAAGUAUUGUAUCAUAUUAAAUUUUUGUAAUGGUUCAUUUUAAAAAAUAAUUUACUUUUUCA